AUGGUAGUUAAUUCAAUUCCUAUUGUUGACUUUGCCAACUUCAAAACAAACCCCAAGAAAGUAGCUCAAGACGUGUUUGAAGCAUGUAAAUCCAUCGGGUUCUUUUAUAUGGUUCAUCAUGAUAUUCCACAACAAGAUAUCGAUAAAGCAUUUGAAUUGAGCAAAGCCUUUUUUGACUUGCCGAAAGAAAAGAAGCGCAACUAUUUAAUCCAAGAGGACAAUCACGGUUAUUCUGAACUCUACAGUGAAACAUUGGAUCCCGAGCAUCAAAGACAAGGUGACCAUAAAGAAAACUUCAAGAACGGUCAACCAUUCGCACCUCUUCCUGAUAUAUUUCAAGACAAUGUCAAGUUUAUAGAAAAGUUCUCAAAGGACUGUCAUGCAACGGCACUUCAAGUACUUGAGGCGUUUGCCAUCGCUCUUGAAAUCUCAGACGAUAAAGGAGGAAACCAAUUCUUUACAUCCAAACAUAGCUAUGAACACUCCGCUGAAAUCCUCCGGUUCCUCAAAUAUCCACACGGAGGAGCAGCCGAUUACAAAGAUCCUAUUCGCGCAGGCGCUCAUUCGGAUUAUGGAUCCAUCACGCUCUUGUUUCAAAAAGAUGUACCUGGCCUUGAAGUCCAAGCAAGUCGUGAACAAUGGAUUGCAGCUCCUUUGAUUCCUGGUGCGAUUAUCGUGAACGUAGGAGACCAAAUGGAACUCUGGACAAAUGGACUUUUGAAAUCUACAAAACAUCGUGUCACUUUCUUGCCUGAACAUCAUCAUCUUGAUCGGUAUUCCAUACCGUUUUUUGUUCAUCCAAAUGAUGAUACGCCUCUAGUGCCUGUGCCUUCUAAACAUGUGGAUCAAACUCAAAAGACAACUAUGAAUGCAGGUGAACAUUUGCGACAUCGCUUAGAUGCUACUUAUACAUAUGAGAAACACUCUUAA
Molecule: messenger RNA, 930 nt
Organism: Gilbertella persicaria
Lineage: Eukaryota; Fungi; Mucoromycota; Mucoromycetes; Mucorales; Choanephoraceae
Exons: 5
Coding region: 1-930 (309 amino acids)
Molecular function (GO): dioxygenase activity
Source: RefSeq, a predicted model, not a curated record